GCACGUCGAGGGUCCCUGAAGAGUUCGUCAACAGCUACUGAAACGCGGAGCGAAUCUCGGGCCAUGAGGAGUGUUCGGGUCGCUCACCUCAAGGCUGGCAUCUGGGCUGGGCGCGUCCUGCAGCACUGAGGGUGUGAGAGGGGCGCUGGCUGCUGGGUCGCGACGGACCGCACCGCCAUGGCCAGGGAGGAAUGCAAGGCACUUCUAGACGCUCUCAAUAAGACCACCGCUUGCUACCACCACUUGGUGCUGACCGUCGGCGGCUCCGCGGACUCGCAGAACCUGAGGGAGGAGCUACAGAAGACGCGCCAGAAGGCGCGGGAGCUGGCGGUGACCACAGGUGCCCGGCUGACUGUUGCGCUGCGCGACCGGGGUCUAGCGGCGGAGGAUCGCGCGGAGUUCGAGCGCCUCUGGGUGGCUUUUUCUGGCUGUCUGGACCUAUUGGAAGCAGACAUGCAACGCGCGCUGGCACUGGGAGCCGCGUUCCCAUUGCAUACGCCCCUGAGGCCUCUGGUGCGUACUGGUGUAGCUGGCGAUUCCUCCCGCGUAGCAGCGCGAGCCUUGAGUGCCCGCAGCCUGAGGCACCAGGCUGAACGCGACUUCGACGUCUCAGAUCUGAAGGAGUUGGAGCGCGAGGUCCUUCAGGUGGGCGAGAUGAUCAACGAUAUGGAAAUGAAGGUCAACGUGCCCCGUUGGACAGUGCAGGCCCGGCAGACCGCGGGCGCCGAACUCCAGUCCAGUAUCAGCGUGGGCGCCUCCUCAGCCGGCGGCAUGUCAGUAGAGGAGCGCCCGAGGUCCUGCGACCCCGGCAAGGCCCUGGCUGCUACCCUUUUCAGCGCAGUGCUGCUGGCAGCUGUGGCCCUUGCCUUGAGCGUGGCAAAGCUAGGUUGACACCUGACAGUCACCCUCCACCCCGCCGGCUGCCAUGCUCCCUCUCCGGAAACAAGAUCCAGGGUGGGCUUGCUGUCUGGCCUGUCAAAGGAAGCAGCACAAAAACACCGCGUGUGCAUGUGUAUACGCAUUUCUAGCACACCUCUGCCUGGGCAGGACGUGAUUUUCUCUUGCUGGCCGGGGAGGAGUUAACUUUGCUUGAGCUGUCCGGGCAUUACCGCUAAUGUCUGCAGGAGCUUUAUUCCCUAUUAAUAGAAACGGUUCACAGUGACCCCAGAUCCCUUUGAGUUAAUGUGUUAACGCGUGUGCUACUGGGGCGUCUUUACACUGAGUCCAAGUUUGGUGCCCCUACUUCUGCAGACAUCUCCCAUUCUGCAUGGGACAGUUUGGAGAAAUGGGCGAGGUGGUAUGAAGCAUGGAGAGGGGGGUGGUUUUGCUCUUUGUAGGUGGCUGUUCUGUUUCCUGGAUAAGAAACAAAUUGCAAUAAGAUGUAAGCAGUUUUUUUUAUUACCUCGAUCCUUUGGGGCCUAAGUUUAGGAGAAUGUGCAGAUAGAAGUUCAUACAAAGUGCUUUCUUUAUGGCGCCCUGUUUAUGGCAAUUUAUCCAUUAGUCACCAAAAGCAGUUAAAAGAGAUUUGGGGUCUUAAACUCCCACUGCUGUACAAGCUCUGACCCUAUUUAGGAAACCAAAGAAAGUCUGUUAAACCUGCUGUAGCAGGAUUGAAUCCACCGCAAACACUUGCCUGCCAAGAAGGGCUCUCCCCAGCCAGCCUUGGAUGAGAGAGGAUGAGGAGGCAUUGGGAAUGGCCACAUGCUAUGUAAACAGGCACUUUCUCCUUCUCAGGAGCUUUGUUGUUGUUGUUGUUGUUGUUGUUGUUGCAGAAAUAGACCAGAGUGUUUGAUCCUCCUUUGAGGGAGGGCAAGGGAAUCCUCUUUGAAACACUUAAUCCUAUCUAUCCUCAGAAUUUGCUUGCUAGCCAAUAGGAUGGUUGGCUUUGGAGGGAGUUGAACUGCUCCCUGACCCCCACAUUGUCGGGUCAUGUGGCAUUAUUCCUGGCCCACAGAGAUUUUGAGUCAAUGAACUCUGACACAGUGUUAGAAUGUAACCAAUUUAACUUGAAAUUUAAGAAGCUUUAAAUAUAUAUGUGUGUGUAUGUAUAUGCACAUAUAUACAUAUGCAUACAUAUGAUGUAUAUAUAUUUAAAUAUGUGUGUACAUAAACGUCUGAAAGAAAAAUGACAUUACCACA
This is a messenger RNA of Sciurus carolinensis (gray squirrel), 2139 nucleotides long. It is a transcript of the gene Rgs9bp, whose product is annotated as regulator of G protein signaling 9 binding protein. The transcript has a single exon. Gene Ontology annotation, cellular component: photoreceptor outer segment; neuron projection. The record is from RefSeq and is a predicted model, not a curated record. NCBI's taxonomy places the organism in Eukaryota, Metazoa, Chordata, Mammalia, Rodentia, Sciuridae. Gene Ontology annotation, biological process: G protein-coupled receptor signaling pathway; detection of light stimulus involved in visual perception. The coding region runs from base 178 to 891 and encodes 237 amino acids.